Molecule: messenger RNA, 4935 nt
Organism: Sphaeramia orbicularis (orbiculate cardinalfish)
Lineage: Eukaryota; Metazoa; Chordata; Actinopteri; Kurtiformes; Apogonidae
Gene: matn4
Product: matrilin 4
Exons: 17
Coding region: 363-2474 (703 amino acids)
Molecular function (GO): calcium ion binding
Source: RefSeq, a predicted model, not a curated record
UUCACCUCCCCAUUCCACCAGCGAGUCAAACCAAAGAAGGUCACGGAGUGAGAGGGAGGCAUUUUCACGUCCCAGCGCUCAUUCCUCACAACGCAGUGAAGGCUUCUCUAAAAAAAAAAAAAAAAAUUAAAAAAAAAAAAAAAAAAAAAAAAAUUGGGAUAAUCUAAAGCAAACCGUGCCUCACCUUUCCUCACAUUGGGGGGUGUUACUGAGUUUCUUUCCAACUUGAGCGGAGCUUGCCUUACCUGUCCCAGCCGUCGGUGGUCGGUGCGUCGUGUCCAGCCAGCAGCGUCCCCAGUUUGAAUUGAUUCCAGUCCAGCUGAGACCAACUCAUCUGGUAAUUUGGUAUCAGCAGGAUCAAGAUGAGACCAGUCAUAGGAUUGUGUGGCUUCUCUCUGCUGUCCCUGGCUGUCCUCACCACUGCCAGACCAAAAGCAGGUACUGAACAGAAAUGCAAAUCUGGUCCAGUUGAUCUGGUCUUUCUCAUCGAUAGCUCCCGCAGUGUUCGGCCACAUGAGUUUGAGACCAUGAGGAAGUUUAUGAUUGACAUCCUUAAUACGCUGGACAUUGGGCCUGAUGCCACCAGAGUAGGAGUGGUCCAGUACUCCAGCCAGGUCCGCAGUGAAUUCUCUCUGAAGGCCCAUGGAAAUCUGGACGCCAUGGUGAAAGGCAUCAAUCAGAUCAUUCCCCUGGCUCAGGGUACCAUGACUGGACUCGCCAUCAAAUAUGUCAUGAAUGCAGCCUUUACUGAAGAGGAGGGAGACAGGCCAAAGGUCCCCAACGUGGCUGUGAUCGUGACAGACGGACGUCCUCAGGAUCGUGUGGCAGAGGUGGCAGCCGAGGCCAGGGAAAAAGGCAUUGAGAUCUACGCAGUGGGAGUAGCUCGGGCCGAUAUGACUUCACUGAGGGCCAUGGCAUCCCCGCCCUUCGAAGACCAUGUGUUCCUGGUGGAGUCAUUUGACCUCAUCCACCAGUUUGGGCUGCAGUUUCAGGACAAGCUUUGUGGUGUAGAUCUGUGUCUGGAGUCUGACCACGGCUGUGAGCACAUCUGUGAGAGCUCCCCGGGUUCCUACCACUGCCUGUGUCUGCCUGGAUACACCCUGAACGAUGAUGGCAAAACAUGCACAGCCAUCGAUCUUUGUGCUGAGGGAAAGCACGACUGUGAACAAGUCUGCAUCAGUUCUCCUGGUUCGUUCUCCUGUGACUGCAACAAAGGAUACAAACUGAACGAUGACAAGAAGACCUGCUCAAUGAUCGACUACUGUUCGUUUGGGAACCACAGUUGUGAUCAUGAGUGUGUGAGUGUUCUCAAUGGCUAUCACUGCCGCUGUAACGAGGGAUACAAGCUACUGGAAGAUGGCAAGACCUGCCAGCCCAUUGACCUGUGUGCUGAGGGGAAGCAUGACUGCGAACAAAUCUGUGUCAGCGCGCCGGGCGUCUUCACCUGCAACUGCAACGAAGGAUACACACUCAAUGAGGACAAGAAGACCUGCACACCCAUUGACCUGUGUGCUGAGGGGAAGCACGAAUGUGAGCAGAUCUGUAUCAGUGCGCCUGGGGUCUACACCUGUGACUGCAACAAAGGAUUUAAACUGAACGAGGACAAGAAGACCUGCACAAACAUGGACUUGUGUAAUACAGUGGAGCAUGGCUGUGAGCACCAGUGUGUGAGCACUCCUGGAUCUUAUUACUGCAUCUGCCCUGAGGGUCAGCUGCUGCAGGAGGACGGCAAGAGCUGUGGCACUUGUAAGUCUGCCAACAUCGACCUGGUUCUUCUGAUCGAUGGCUCCAAGAGUGUCCGCCCUCAGAACUUUGAACUUGUCAAAAAGUUUGUCAACCAGGUUGUGGACUCUCUGGAUGUGUCUGCUCACGGCACCAGAGUGGGUCUGGUUCAGUAUUCCAGCCGGGUCCGAACCGAGUUCCCUCUCAACAUGUACCACACUGCUGAUGAGAUCAAAGCAGCAGUCAUGAAGGUAGAGUACAUGGAGAAGGGCACUAUGACAGGCCUGGCCCUCAAGCACAUGGUGGAAAACAGCUUCUCAGAGGCCGAGGGAGCCCGCCCACUCAGCCGUAACAUUCCCCGCAUUGGACUGGUCUUCACAGACGGACGUUCUCAGGAUGAUAUCACAGAGUUUGCCAAGAAGGCCAAAGAGGCUGGUAUCACUAUGUAUGCCGUGGGAGUGGGAAAAGCCGUGGAGGAUGAACUUCGUGAGAUUGCAUCAGAGCCUGUGGAGAAACAUUUCUACUACACCACUGACUUCAGUGCCAUCAGCACCAUUGCCGAGAACCUCAAACUGAAUGUUUGCCCAGAGGAGAGUCAGGGGGAGAUCGAGGUGAAGGACCCCUGUGCCUGUGAGAGUCUGGUGGAAUUCCAACAGGCCACCAUGAGCAGCCUGGAGCAGCUCACACAGAAACUGGCUGGGAUGACGGCUCGUCUGGAGCAGCUGGAGAACCAACUGCUCUCCAGGAAGUGAUCCCAUGAUCCCAGUGAGUUAACAGGACAUCACACAGGAAGAAUAACAGAAUAAGGAAGAGAUAAGGAAAAGGGCACAUCCUGGCUCAAUCUUUCAAAGGGGAAAUCAGAAUGUCUAGUGAUCAGUGGACAAUCGCUAAGUGUCUUUUCCCAAAGACUUUGUGGCCUUCAGUAGGUCUGUGUCUCCUCACCUUCACAGGAGAAUGAAUCGUAUCUGUGAGCUUGUGACAUAGCUUGUUUUUGUUUCUGUUAGAGUUGUAAAUUACAGUUUUGUACACUUUUUCCUCCACUUUUCUUAGCAUUAUUCUGCACAGCAGCUGUUACAAAAUCUCAAACUAUUACAAUUAGAUGAUUAUUAUAAUACCAGUCCUGCAGAUUUAAUGCUAAAUUUCAUAAGAUGUACAUGUGCUGAUACAUUAACAAACUUAAGUACUGGAUCAGAAGAUGUGUAGCAUUUCAUAUUUACAUCCAUAUAACAUACUUUAUAGCACUUCAUCUGUGCAUUCACACACACGCUGGUAAACUUUGUAAACUAGAUGUACUCAAUGUCCUGUAGAUAUUAGAUUGAACAAGAUGUUAUUCAGUGAAAAUAUGUUGGGUGGCUGUUUUCAUUACAGUAUCUUUCAUACUCAAACACAAUGAGUAGUUUUUCUUAGUGCCAUAUUUAUACUUGAUCUGUUUUGUAUUUUUUGCUAACUAUGAUGUAUUUAUAGGAGAUUUUUUUUACCAUCAGUAGUUUAGAAAAUAACAGUGAGUUGCAGUAGAGGAGAGAAGGUAGUAAAGUAUGAGGUGUUAUUACCACUCCCAAUAUCAAAAUUGUUCUUAAAUUCUGAAAAAAAAAAAAAAAAAAACUCUGAUUGGGUUUUCUGUGGUGAGGUCUGGUGAACAGGAACCACAUUUGGAUUUGUUUACUUAAAAGGGACAUUACAGCUGUGCUCUGCUGAAAGACAAAAUGUGAUGACCAUGUUAAGAGAGGGAUCAGAGAUUAUUCAUUUAUACACAAGGCCAUAAUUAUCCACUCAAAGUUAGUCUUAACUCUGCACUUUGUCAACAUUUCAGCUCUCCAAGCACUCCUAUGGUGAGAUUUUACUGUACAUGGUCAGAGUAUUGACUCUUUAUAAAGAUAAACGAUAUAACAGCUCCUGAAAAGUGGAGCCAAAAUAUAUAAAUUGUGUUUUGGUGGCUGAUGACGGAAAUUCCAGUCCAUUAAACUACAAACUCAAAACACACAUGUAACCAUUAUGUAAAGGGUAAUUUCCUUUAACAUUACUGCACAGACUUGCAAAAUGCUUCAAACAAGCAACAUGGCAGCUCCUGUGUAAUAUAGAGAGCCGAAGACCUGCCCCCUCCGCUGUGUCACACAGGACCUAACUGCAGAAAAAAUGUGAACGGUGAUGGCGAGAGAUAAAUGAUUUUUUGAUCUCAUUUGAGUUUUGCCUCAUAUUUAUGCAUAUAAUGUUUGUCAAAUUAAAAGAUAAUUGUACAAGUCAAAAAAAUUGCAGAUUUCAGUACACAUAGUAAAGGAACUUAAAAUUUAGCAUAACACAGCUCAGUGGACUGUGUCUCUCACAUGGUUUUUCACCAACACAAAAAUGACCACUAUUAUGUACAUCAUUCUGAAAGAGCGAGGGGAAAACGUAUUAAAAGAGGUGAAAAUAUCCAAAUCUGGUCAUUUUGAUGUUACAGAGACAUCUACUCUUAACAGAUCGCAGACAGAGACAGAUAUGAUGACGUCAUCUCCACAAGAUUCAGGUGUGUACACUUACAUAGUUAAAUAUUUUCACUGUCUGAUGCUUCAGUAGUUUUACCAAGAACUGUGACUUUCUUGACUUGUAAAAUUAGCUUUUAAUAUGACAAAUAUCAUAUGUGCAAAUGAUGGCGUCAUUCAGGAUCAAUAAAUUAUGCAUUUCCCACCACUGACUGUGAUACAAUAGUUGAUAUAUGAUAUUCCAUAGGUACAAGCAGAAACGGUAGGGCAUGGGAACUGUGUUGUGGAUUCACUUUUACUAGGAGGAGGUGUUGUCAUACCACCCAUCUUUUUAUUCAGUCAGAGGUGAAACAGUAUCAGAAAUAAGUAAUAAAACACCAUUUUAUAAUCUGGUGCUAAGUAACAAUUAAUGAGCGCAAACAUGUUCUCAGUAGUGUGAAUUUUUGGCUGUUAAUGUUUAAUCCAAGCUGCUGAGGUUGAAAGUGAAUCAAUGGCCUUUACACAUCUGGUGAUGUCUGACUAAUGGAGGCUGAGAUGCUCCACGUGGCACUGUAUGUACAUGAAAUGGCUGCCUCAACUAUAAUAGAUUGGCUCACUUAUCUAGUUUUGUAUAAAGAAAAAAAAACACCACAAAUUUAUAACCCUUUAUAUAUGGAUUCCUGUAUGUUUCUUUUUUUGGUAUAUUUUCUAAUAACUUUACCUUUUUGUAUUUCUCUGUAUUACAACACAGAAGGCAAUAAAAGAAUGAACUUUU